Phaeoacremonium minimum UCRPA7 is the source of this 255-nucleotide messenger RNA. RefSeq lists its product as hypothetical. The transcript has a single exon. The coding region runs from base 1 to 255 and encodes 84 amino acids. Gene Ontology annotation, cellular component: cytosol. Gene Ontology annotation, biological process: regulation of intracellular signal transduction; cellular response to L-arginine. The record is from RefSeq and is a predicted model, not a curated record. Lineage: Eukaryota; Fungi; Ascomycota; Sordariomycetes; Togniniales; Togniniaceae.
AUGUUCGGUGAUUCGCUUAUAGGGGAUACGGAUGCUGAUCUUGUCCCGAUCUUCCUUGAUCUUGUCAACCUGCCGUUUGAAGCGACCGGUAUAGUGUCCGGAGUGGCUGGCAAGCUUGUGCAGGAGAUGCGAGAGAUGGAAAGCGCGGAGCUGUCCUAUUUGUCCACAGCACGUGCUGGAGCCGUCAUCCUAUCUUCCGAGAAGGCAAACCAGGCCCUCGAAAUCCUUAAGCCUCUGCUUGCUAAGGAGGCAUGA